AUGACGCAAGAGUUGUCAUCACCAACGAUGACUGAAAGAGAAAACACAUCCGAGCAUUCACCCGUAUUUGGAAAGAAAACUAACAGCGAACGGCUGCAGCAGUCCACAAAUAUGUCCCAGUUUAUGAUAGAUCUCUAUGAAUGGCUCCAUCCGGGAACCGUUGAAAAGAUUGAUAUCGCUUGUGCAGACACAAAUUGGAAUGGUUACCUCAAUGUAACCAAUAUUCCAUUGGGUCUAACUUAUCUUUUAACUGGAAUCACCUAUGAAGCUCUCUAUUUGCCGUGUAUGAUCAUCAUGGCUCGGCCAAAGUUUUUUGGGAUGACUUGUUACAAAAUCUUGUUUGCAAUGGGAAUUGUAGAUAUGGUGAGCGUUGUGCCAAAUUCGAUUUUUGCCGGCUACUAUCUGCUUGUCGGUGGAUCAAUGUGCAACUAUAUGGCCUCAAAUAUGUGGGGAGGACACAUUGCAUACGCAAUGUGGUGUGCUUAUUGUCUUUUCGGCAUCAUUCUUGGACUCAAUCGAUGUCUCGACUUUCUUGCUCCAUCACUUGGAGAAGAUCUCUUUUCUGGCCGGCGUCUUGGUGCGAUUAUUUCUCUUCCAUUUCUCUUUUUCACCGGUGUUCUCGUCUUCGAUUAUGGUCCAUUUUUCCAUCCUUAUUUAGCCGCUUAUUUCUUCGAUGUGAAUCCAUUCCAACCAAAAGAGAAACGACCAGUUCAUAUGCUCAAUAAUUUUGGUGUAACGGUGAUCGUUCUUGUUUUAAAUUGCAUCAUGCUGUGGUCGAUGAUACAGAUGACACGCAGAACAACACAAGGCGUAUCCACGCUACAGAAAGUGAUUGUUCUUCAAUGUCUUGCUAUCUGCACAAUUAUGAUCAUUGCUUCUGGUAUCUAUGCUACAAUGCAACUGAUCACUCUUCCAAUAAUCUUCACUGUUAUUUCAACGAUGAUGUGGCAAUUCUCGAACGGAUCAAAUGCAAUUUUCUACUUGCUUGUGAAUCGUUCAAUGAGACGUGAGGUGAUCAAUCUGAUCAAAUGGACGCUUUGCAUGAAAAUUGAGGAACAGGGAUCACUGGGAAAGAGCUCGAUGUCAAAACAACACAUAAUUGGAAAUGAGAAAAGAUCAGUGACAAAAACCGAAGACUCACGCACCGAAUUGUUGACACCACCGGAGAAGAAAGAUAUCGAUUUCAUCUUG
Messenger RNA from Mesorhabditis belari, 1191 nucleotides. Lineage: Eukaryota; Metazoa; Nematoda; Chromadorea; Rhabditida; Rhabditidae. The record is from the annotation of a GenBank genome assembly.